UGAGAAUCCUGAGCCCUUCACCAAAGAGACUAGGCCAUGACUGGCAACGAAAAGCUCACACCUUUCCUAACACCUCCAAACCCAACUCUAUCUCCCCUACUCCCCCUCCAUCUAACCCCUAAUUCCCCUACUCCGCACCCAUUUCUCCACCCCCCUUCUUCUCCCCUCCUUCAGCCGCCUUCCUUCAGCCGCCUUCCUUACCCAAGUGGUGUGCAGUACAAGUUGAACGGGGAGUCCUAUUUUCGAAGAAGUUGUGGCAAGUCUUUUAGAAGUGGCUGUGCGGGGCUGUGGCUUGGUGGGCGGUUUUGGGGGUGGGAAGAGGGGUUGGGGGUGGGGAGAAGGUGGGUAGAGAGAUAG
Messenger RNA from Moneuplotes crassus, 357 nucleotides. The record is from the annotation of a GenBank genome assembly. Lineage: Eukaryota; Ciliophora; Spirotrichea; Euplotida; Euplotidae.